GUAAUCAUAAAGAAUAUUUAAUAAUUGUUUCUCUAGCUAACAUGUGGCCUGUCUUGUUUCAUUUUGCUUGUAUUUUUUAAAUAUGUGUAGGCUUUAAUAACUACAUAGUUGCGCUUGUAACUAUGACAAUGCUCACCAUCCAUAUCUUUUUAUGUCCCAUUAAUAAAUUAAUAAAUAAUUUUUAGCUAGUUAGGUCGGUCAUUCCAUUCGAGUUCUCGGUUAUCGUUCAUAAUAUUGCCUGUUGUGUGCGACGAUUUUAUAAGUGUAGGAGGAAGUGUAAUAGCAACAGGACUUUGUUUGGCAACCUUGCUAGCUACUAAACAUAGGCUACUGUCAGUAGCUAAUUAGAUAAGUGAAACUUAGGGCGUUUUCACGCUUGUCCCGAAUACUUCACUCUGCACCCAGGACCGAUUCGGGGAUUGUGUGAGGGAGGGGCUCAUUUAGCGCUGGUUUGCUUUCACACACAAAAACUUAAUCCGCACGGUGCUGUGCCAAAAACAAGGUACCUGAGAAAAAAAGGAAUUAAAACGUUUAUCUGGAUAGUAUGCGUUUACUCAGAAAAUACACCAAGAGGAAGAUGCGUCGAAGCAGUCGCAUUACAAAAUGAACCGAGUCUGCAUCCCCCCAGCGGCGCUGGGAGCAGAGAGUGUCCACGCUUGACCGCCCUAGAAGCGAACCCCAGACCACCGUUUUUGGAUGGACCAGAGAUCGGUACCCUGAACUGCUCGGGUUCGACACCGCUUUCUCAACAAUCACUUUCUCAAAGUUAUUGAACGUGCGGAGCAAGCUGACCUGGGUCCAGAAAAAAAUUACAGUGAAAACGCGCUUAAAUUAAAUGUGUGUGCAGUUGUUAGUUUUGGUGUGUCGUAAUACAGUUAAGAGAGUUCUUAAAAGUUCGCUAACCCAAGAACGCUAGCUGUUUUCGGUAAUAUCGUUAUCCGUACUAAUGCCGAAAAAACUGAACCCCAAGACGACGACGAAAAUCCAGGAAGUCCGGAGUGAGGACCUAUAGGCUAGCAUCAUUGGAAACAUAGGUAGGUUGCUUGGCAUAGUCAUUAUACUUAUAACAUCAUCCCAUAACAGCAUAUAAGUGAUUAGUUCCAAAGAUCACUUAUGUAAUAACCUGCCCUAUAAAUGUAACCUGUCAGUAGCUAGCUAUUUGACACAGCAAGAAGUCGUAACACUGUUCACGGAAUAUCUGUUCUAUCUGGAAGACCAAUACAAUGAGUGUAUCCUCCGUGGGGUCCAGAGAUGCCAAGAUUGUGGUGGUGGGAGCAGGAUUUGCAGGAUUGGCAGCAGCAUCUCUUCUGUUCCAGGCUGGAUUCCAGAAUGUCAAGAUCCUUGAGGGCAGCAGGCGAAUAGGAGGUAGAAUCCACACAACAAGACCAUUCAGCAAAAAUGUUAUAGAGCUUGGUGCAAACUGGAUCCAUGGACAGGAAGGAAACCCAAUUUACCAGUUGGCCAAAGAUCAUGAUUUGCUGGUUGAGGGGAUAUCAGCAAAUAAAGUGAUGUGCCAGCCCAGCUCUGUAACUCCACGUGAUUACUUUUUUAAGGAAGGUGGGAAGCUGCUUUGUGCUGGCAAUAUUGAUCAAGUGUGCUCCUUAUUCAGUAAAUUAACCUCUAAGGCCUUUGAGUCAGAACUUGAGGACAGAUAUAGAAUCCUAAGUUUGGGGGGGUAUCUUGAUGCUGCCUUUGCUGAAUCACCUUUAGCUGCUUCUGAGGACGGAUGGAGGAUUUUUGAAUGGUGCAAGAGAAGUGAAUGUACAGAUGAGGCAAGUUCUUCUCUGUAUGAAGUGUCUGCAUCAGAGAUUGGGUAUUACAUUGCUCUUGAGGGAGGCUUUUUUAACUCUUUAGGCCCUGGCGGCUACCAAGCAAUUUUAGAUGUGUUUUUGGAGAGUCUGCCAUUACAAACCAUCCUGAUGAGUAAACCUGUGAAGUCAAUCCAGUGGGACCUGAAUAAAAAAUCCCUGGGUACUGAGAGCAGAGAGAGGAGCCAUCCCAUCAAGAUAAUCUGUGAGAAUGAAGAAAGUUUCGAGGCCGAUCAUGUCAUUGUGACUGUGUCAUUAGGUGUUUUAAAACAGCAUGCAGGAGCCAUGUUUGAACCUGCCUUACCAAAAUCCAAGAUGGAUGCUAUAGAGAGGCUUGGCUUUGGCACAGUAGAUAAGAUCUUCCUAUGUUUUAGCGAGAGGUUCUGGCCAGAAGACUGUGCAGGAAUCCAACUUGUGUGGGAUGAGGGGCCUGAGGAUAAGGCAGUCUAUGGCUCACAAACUGAAGGAGAUGGCUGGAAAAAGACAUGGUUUAAGAAGAUUUGUGGCUUUGACACCGUGGCUCGCCAUCCUACAGUACUCUGUGGUUGGAUUACAGGCAGAGAGGCCCUUCAUAUGGAGACACUGCAGGAUGGUGAAGUGGCAGAUAUCUGUGUGAAACUGCUCAGGUCCUUCACUGGCUGGUCCGUUCCUGAUGUGUCCCAAGUACUAAUUUCCAAAUGGGGUUCUGACCCCUGGGUCUUUGGUUCCUAUACAUUCGUUCCCCACAUGGUAAAUGGGGUGAAGGAGCACGAGGCAAUGGCUGCACCUCUCCCCCUUCAAAGUAAACUCCCUGAGAGUAAGCCGUUGCAGGUGCUGUUUGCAGGUGAAGCUACUCAUGUGAAUUUCUACACCACCACACAUGGAGCCUACCUCUCAGGGAUCAGAGAAGCACAGAGACUCAUUAACCACUAUUCUGAUAAGGCACUCUGUCCAUAGAAGCAGAUUACCCUUUUUUCUUUCCUUAAACAAAUCACAAGACCCUGCAUUUUUACAACUGCAAUAACAGACGAUGUAUGUAAGCAUGUUCUUUGCAUUGUUCAAGGACAUGGGCUAAAGUUGUGGGAGUACAGUGAAUAAGAUUCUGUCUUGAUGUUUAGAGGUCAAAUCAUUUGGGAUCAUUUGACGUAAUGUUAGGUUUGCAGUUGCACUGAAAUUCUAGAGAUUUUAUUCCUUAUACAUUGUAUAUCCUCAUGCAUUGCAGGAUGGUGAUAGUGACAAAACUAGAAGACAAUGUCAAGCAGCAAUAAUUUGUCCUUGAGGGAACAAAAAGGAAAUUCUGAUAAGCUACAAUUUGUGAUCUUGAUUGUAAGAAACAUUAUGUAAACUGGUGUUUUCUCACUUCUUACUUUAAUGUUUUGGAGAUUUACAAAUAUGAGAUUAAAUUUAACUAAUGUCCACUU
This is a messenger RNA of Electrophorus electricus (electric eel), 3208 nucleotides long. RefSeq names its product spermine oxidase-like. The record is from RefSeq and is a predicted model, not a curated record. Gene Ontology annotation, molecular function: polyamine oxidase activity. Lineage: Eukaryota; Metazoa; Chordata; Actinopteri; Gymnotiformes; Gymnotidae.